Messenger RNA from Limanda limanda (common dab), 1528 nucleotides. RefSeq names its product aldo-keto reductase family 1 member D1-like. The record is from RefSeq and is a predicted model, not a curated record. Gene Ontology annotation, cellular component: cytosol. Gene Ontology annotation, biological process: bile acid biosynthetic process. Gene Ontology annotation, molecular function: Delta4-3-oxosteroid 5beta-reductase activity; aldose reductase (NADPH) activity. The transcript has 9 exons. Bases 28 to 1008 code for a protein of 326 amino acids. NCBI's taxonomy places the organism in Eukaryota, Metazoa, Chordata, Actinopteri, Pleuronectiformes, Pleuronectidae.
ACCAGAGAGCUGCUCAGUUCAUCUGUAAUGGAUCUGGCAGCAGAGAACCACAGAGUCCCUCUCAAUGAUGGAAACCGCAUUCCUCUGCUGGGACUGGGAACCUAUGGAGACCCUCGAACGACAGCCAAAGGCACUGCACUAGAGUGUGUGAAGCUGGCCAUAGAUGUGGGUUACAGGCACUUUGAUGGGGCACUGGUGUAUUUCAAUGAGCACGAAGUGGGUCAAGCCAUAAGAGAGAAGAUUGCCGACGGAACCGUUACAAGAGAGGACAUCUUUUACUGUGGGAAGCUCUGGAAUACCUUCCACCCACCAGAGUUGGUGAGACCGGCCUUGGAGAGGACGCUGAAAACCUUGAAGUUAGACUAUGUGGAUCUCUACAUUGUUGAGCUUCCCAUGGCUUUCAAGCCUGGAAAUGAGUUUUAUCCAAAAGACAAGGAUGGAAAAUACAUCUACCACCACACAGACAUCUGUGCAACAUGGGAGGCUUUAGAGGCUUGUAAAGACGCAGGACUGGUCAAGUCUCUGGGAGUCUCCAACUUCAACCACAGACAACUGGAGCUGCUGCUGAGUAAACCUGGCCUCAAACACAAACCUGUAUCCAACCAGGUCGAGUGUCAUCCAUAUUUCACACAGCCAAAGCUUCUGGAGUUCUGUCGUCAGAAUGACAUUGUGAUUGUUGGUUACUGCCCAAUCGGCUCCUCCAGAGAUGCCUCCUGGGUGAAUGUGAAAUGUCCCCCUCUGCUGGAGGACGAGCUGCUUGUUUCCAUCGGCACAAAAUACAAGAAGAGCACUGCUCAGGUGGCUCUGCGCUUCAAUGUCCAGAGAGGAGUGGUAGUGAUCCCCAAGAGCUUCAGUCCUGAGAGGAUCAAACACAACUUCCAGAUAUUUGAUUUCUCACUAACGGAAGACGAAAUGAAAGCCAUUGAAGCACUGAACAAAAACAUUCGUUUUGUGGAGCUGCUGAUGUGGAGCGACCAUCCAGAGUACCCAUUCCAUGAAGAAUAUUAAAGUUUUUCUCACUUUUUAAACCAAUAAUUAGAACAAAACAAAUGACUUGUGUGUUUUGCUGUUGAAGGAUAUCGUUGGUGUAUUUCAUACUGAACACUAGAGGGCUCCGUUCAAAGUGAAUGAAUAAGACAAGAGGAAAAAAAUCUAAAUAAAGAGAAGACUCUCCACUGGAAUAUGCAUGUGAAAUGUCAAACUGUAUAUGUGUUGCCUAUUAGUUUGAUAUAAGCCUCAUUCGAAACUUGGGUUGACCUGAGAGUGAGCUCAUUGUCAGUUUAACUGAUUUGAAUUGUACUGAUGAAGCAGCACUAUAAAUAAAGUUUCAUCUAAAACUAAGACCAUUUUAAUUGAAUAUGCUCAAAUAUAGAAUAAGUGCAGGAGCACAUGAACAUUGCUGCUCCUCUAGUUUGCUGAAACAGGCAAAUUAUAACUGUUAACAUCAACUUGACAAUGGCCCAGCAGUGUCUAAUCCCCUCUGUGCGGCUUGUAGUGUUGAUUUGUAUUAAAAACGCAAUAUGGACAA